CAUGAGUCAAAUUGUCAGUGUCGUGGCCACGUGGGUGUUUGAUGGCGAGAAAUGCCACUCUUUGAAGGUGCGGCCCAUCAAUGACUAAGCAGCCUCGGAAUCGGCACCAGUGUCGGUCAUGCCACAUGUCGCGCCCAUUCAUUGUUCAACCUCCGAACUUCAAACCCAUGACAGCCCGUGGUUGAACAUAUACUAUGGCGCGUGCAAGCAUGUCGUGGGACACUUUGGGACCUUUCUUGGUCUGGCAGUUUCUAAUACCCAUGGCUGCCGGCUGGGCACAAAGCAUUCUUUACAGCAUCUUUAUUCGAGCAGGCGACCCAAAACCACAGCCCGGCUCAGUACGCUUCGUCAAGCACCGCCGACAGAUUCUCAUCGCUAUCUACGUGGCAUACUUUGCUUUCACGAUUUAUGAAGUCGACUUCAACCUACAACGCUCGAGCAACGCGUACAACGAUCUUGGUGUGCCGAUCAACGUAGAUGAGAGCGGUCUGAACUCGCGCUUCAGAAAGCUCACAAUAAGAUUCCACCCUGAUAAGAUUGCGGCGAAUGUCAACAGGGAGGCUGCCAACGCGUACUACAUCCACUUGAAGCAAGCCCGCGACAUCAUCCUAGAUCCCGCAAAGCGCUUUGCCUACGAUCGUUUUGGACCGGACAUCUUCAGGCAGUGCCAGUCAUGUAUCACUGUCAAAGACUAUGUUGAUAGCGCCUCGCUGAGUGCUCUGACAAACUAUGGCGCCCUGCUGGUCCUGCUCAUUGGUGCAAAUGCACUGGGUUUCGCGAAGGAUGGUCUUUACUGGCGUUAUCUUGGACUCCUCGCGGUUGCAACCUUCGAAGUACGCAGCGCGAUGCGACCGGACCACCCCGCCUUUCUUACCAAAUACCUGAACCCCUUCGUCGCUGCAUUCAACUUGCGCCCUGCGUACUUGCCUUUCCAGGUCAUUGCUAUCGCCAAGAAGGCUUCGAUCUCAGCCGCCCAGUUCUUAGCCCUGCUUAUGCCGCUUUACCGCAUUGACCCGCAACGGCCCCAGCAGCCCACAGACGACUCUGAGCGCACCCAGCACGAGCAGCUCGAUCGCCUGAACGCGUUCAUCGCAGAGUGCAACAAAGAUGCGUCCCGCCUGCUGGAGCUGGAAUCGACGCCAUACCGGGACAACGAAAGGGCGAAGGGCGAGCUGAGAGAGGCACUGAAGAAGUAUAUGGUGCAGAACGUGGUGCAUCAGGAGAGGGACGUCCGUAAUGCUAUUGGGCAGAGUAUGGCGAAGAGGAGAACGGGUGCACCUCACGGCGCCCAGGGUACCAAGUAGACACACAGUCAUAAAUCUACGAUCAGUGUCUACUGGCAUAUCUUGCAGUGCCACUAAACGGCUCACUCGGUCGCCACUUAUGAAACACAAUUCUUGUUGAUAUCAUUCUUGUUGACAGUGUUCUAGCCCAGCUCUCGGCGACUCGGUGAACAUUCACGGUACACCAUCAUGUGUGAUUGUAGCGAGGUCAUAAGGAUACACGAGGCGAAAUCGUAAAAGGUACGACGGUAAGUUCUCCCGGGCAGAGGGCGGUGGUUGGAUCUCGGCCAAAAAUGGCGGCCCGGGGACGUUCAGACAUGCAGUAGAUCGUUCAGCAACUAAUUGAGAUCUUCGUACAUGAGCAUCUGUAACAGCAGCUUGCCCGAGCGAAAGGCGACGAUCAGAUUUAUGCAUGACACGUCGUGUGAGGUCGCG
Messenger RNA from Boeremia exigua, 1718 nucleotides. RefSeq lists its product as uncharacterized. The transcript is spliced from 2 exons. The coding region runs from base 195 to 1304 and encodes 369 amino acids. The record is from RefSeq and is a predicted model, not a curated record. NCBI's taxonomy places the organism in Eukaryota, Fungi, Ascomycota, Dothideomycetes, Pleosporales, Didymellaceae.